AUGAGCUCGGUCCAUCAGCGUAUUCUCAAGUGUAUGAGUGAGAUGCUCUUCUCGUUCCGAGCACUCUGUGAAGCUAUCUCGAAAGGAACACGAACGAUCACGGGAGAUUUGGUAAAGAGUACCACACAUAUUUUACAGUAUAAACAAGAGAUUACUCAACAGUUAGAAAUUUUGAUGGAAAAGGAUAAAGAAUUAAAAACUUUGAUCCGAGAAUUAGUGGAGAAUCAACGAUUUCAACAAAAGAUUAAACAAACACAACAAAUAUUGGAAGACAAGGAAUACAAAAUAUCCAAGUUGAGUGAGACUUUGGAAAAUGUUCACUACCGAUUGGGAAGUGCUUUACAUCAGUCAUCUCCGAUAGCAAAAUCCAUCAAGGAAUCUAAAAAUUUAAAUUUGGAUGAUGUCUUUUCGUAUGCAUAUUUCAUUAGCAGGACAACGAGCGAAAUUCCUGCUUUUAAAGAUGCAGAAUUACAAUUACCUCCAUUUCCACCACCAGAACGAUGGCAGUUUUCACUGCUCUAUCCAAACUCAUUGAGAGCUUACAAGAAUAAGUAUUUGGAAGAAAUUAGUGUUGCUGAGAAGGAAUUGAAAGAACAAAAAGUGCCCAAGAUUAAUUUUGAAAAAUUCCAAUUUGAAAGAGACGUCUCCAUGCCACCUGUUCCACAAACUAAGAUUUCUUUGUUCGACGAAGAUAGCGAUGAAGAAUCAUCAGCAGAAGAGUAG
Naegleria fowleri is the source of this 723-nucleotide messenger RNA. RefSeq lists its product as uncharacterized. The transcript has a single exon. Bases 1 to 723 code for a protein of 240 amino acids. The record is from RefSeq and is a predicted model, not a curated record. Gene Ontology annotation, cellular component: mediator complex; core mediator complex. Lineage: Eukaryota; Heterolobosea; Eutetramitea; Acrasida; Naegleriidae. Gene Ontology annotation, molecular function: transcription coregulator activity. Gene Ontology annotation, biological process: regulation of transcription by RNA polymerase II.